AUGGGUGGUGAUUCUAGCCAUCACAACAACAAUUAUCAUGAUAUGGAGGAAAGACAUGGACGUACUCACGAAAAACAAGAGGCGCGAUGCUAUAAAUGCAGUGGUUCCGGAAGAAUUACUGAUGAACGUGAAUGUAAUCGUUGUGAGCGCCAUGGUAAAACAUGGUCUCAGUAUAGUUCAGGAUGCUCAUGCAACGGGUAUGGUCGUCGAACAACUACAAAAGUCUGUGAAGAAUGUUUCGGUAGAGGUCAUCAUUAA
This is a messenger RNA of Rotaria socialis, 258 nucleotides long. The record is from the annotation of a GenBank genome assembly. NCBI's taxonomy places the organism in Eukaryota, Metazoa, Rotifera, Eurotatoria, Philodinida, Philodinidae.